AUGGCGGAGACCACGUGGGACAAAAAACUCAAAAGCUUACUAGACAAUUAUUUUUCACAAUUUAAGCAGAUAAUUCAAGCGGUGUUUGAGACGGGACUUCCAUCUAAUACACACUCUGAAUAUCUGAAGAAGUCGUUGGGCUCUCUUGAGGAUAACCUAUACUAUCACUCUGUAUCUCACUUUUCUGAGGCCGGGACAAAUGAAAAGGAUCUAUCAGAUAGUUUAAUUUUCCAGAAUCAAAGGACUGCAUACAUCACAUAUUGUGAUUUUAAUGAUAAUACAAGACCUUUUUGCGACUGGAAACAACAUUGCGAAGGAAAUGAUGAUGCAGAUUGGAUUAGAGCCAAAAGUACUACUCCAACACAUGAUACUGGUCCAAAUGGGGAUUAUCCUGAUGGAAAUGGAUAUUUUAUCUAUAUGGAAGCAACCAACCUUGUCCCGCGUGAUGCAGUCUGGCUUGAUAGCUCAGUUUUUAACAUCAGUGGCGAUGUGUGUGUAGACUUUUUUUACCAUAUGUCUGGUUCAGAAAAUACAAAUGAAUUGAAGGUUCUAGUCAAGGAUCACACAGGUCAAUUUGUUUAUUGGAACAGAAUUGGAAAUCAAGGCACCUCGUGGUUAUAUGGCUCAUUCACAUUUUCAUCUUCAGGACAGAGGAGUAUUCAGGUCACCUUUGCGGCAAUUCGAGGAUUAACAGAGUAUGGCGAUAUAGCUAUUGACAAUAUAGGAGUGAAAAAUGGACCUUGUGAUUCCCCAACAACAUUUGCAACAACAAAGAUACAUACAACAACUACAACCGUAAAACCAACAGCACCACCAGAUAUAACAGGAGGAACAUGCAGUGGAUAUGGUGAUCCUCAUUACCUAACUUUUGAUAAUUAUGCUCACACGUUCAUGGGGAACUGCACCUACACUCUUACAAAGCUAUGUGAAGCCAACAGCACUUUACAGCAUUUCAAUGUUGAAGUUGAUCAUGAGUACAGAGGAGGAAACCUGCAUGUUUCAUAUGUCAAGCAGGCAACAGUGUAUGUUUAUAACUACAGUAUAAGCCUAGAGAAGGGAAGACUUGUAAAGGUGAAUGGAGUUCUGCAGAAGCUUCCACUGAGCUUGCCCCCUGAUUUGUCUAUCAGUCUAACGGGUCAAUAUGUUGUUGUGACUGCCCAUUUUGGUUUAAAAGUAAAGUACGAUGGUAACCAUAGAGUGGAAGUGACACUUUCUAAUAAGUACCAAGGCAAAGUGUGUGGCCUCUGUGCAAAUUUCAAUGGAAAUCAUUCUGAUGACAACCUCAAUCCUGCUGGAAUAAAAGAGCCCAAUUCUAUUAAUUAUGGCAACAGCUGGCAGGUCAACAACAGCUUAAGCUGUUCAUCAGAUGCAGGUCACACACCCCAGUGCACAGAUGAAGAAAAACUUGUUAUUGAAAGCAACCAGGCCUGUGGCAUAAUAGUCUCAACUGGUGGCAUAUUCCAAAACUGCCAUCUGAUAGUAGAUCCGAAUGAAUACUUUGGGAAUUGUUACUAUGACAUGUGUGAGUUUAACUUAAACCCAGAGAUUCUCUGUAACAGUCUUCAGGCAUAUGCAGAUGCUUGUCAAGCAGCAGGUGCCACAGUCCUUCCAUGGAGAAAUGAAACCUUUUGUCCUCUUCUGUGCCCUUCAAACAGUCAUUCUGAGCAUUGUGGCUCUGCCUGUCCAGCUACUUGUGUCAACCCAGGAGCACCAUCUAAUUGCAACCUUCCCUGUGUUGAGGGAUGUGUUUGUGAUCCAGGAUACAUUCUAUACAACAAUAAGUGUGUUCCAAGUCACCUUUGUGGAUGUUGGGAUGGUGACAUUCAUUAUCCUGUAGGUUCAGAAUUCUGGACUGAUGAGGCUUGUUCUACAAAAUGCACAUGCCCAUCAAUAGGUGGCAGUUUAAUCUGCACUCCUGCUUCAUGUCCAAGUAACCAAUACUGUAGUGUAGUAAACGGAGUUCCUGGCUGUAAAGAUCACACAUUUGGUGAUUGUAUAAUACAUGGUGAUCCUCACUACUAUACAUUUGAUAAACACACUCAUCACUUCAUGGGAAUUUGUACCUAUACACUGUCCAAACUUUGUAUCAAUACUUCUUUGCCAUAUUUCAAUAUUGAAGCAAAGAAUGAACACCGUGGAAACCCCUCAGUGUCUUAUGUACAAAAAGUCAUCACAGAUGUUUACAAUCAUAAAAUAACAAUUGUAAGAAAUGAACCAAGCCGUGUCAUGGUGAAUGGUAUUUGGGCUACUCUGCCAGUAACAUUGGUUAAUGGGUCACUGACAGUGACCAGAAGUGUAAGAUAUGUUGUUUUGGAGACUGAUUUCCUGCUAAGAGUCUCUUAUGAUAAUGAUCAUACAGUGGAAGUAAGGGUUCCUAAGACCUAUUUCAAUGCAACAUGUGGUAUGUGUGGAAACCUAAAUGGCAUCAUAGAAGAUGAAAGCAUGAUGCCCAAUGGUCAGCAAGCCCAGAAUACAAAUCAGUUUGGUGACAGCUGGAAAGUGGAUGACGAUGAUCCAUCAUGCAAUUUAAUUGUUCCUAUACCACCACCAAUUUGUCCACAAGAAAAAGAAGAUCUUUAUGAGACAGAUGUAUUCUGUGGUCUCCUAACAAGUGAAAAUGGUCCAUUUCAAGCAUGUCACUCUUUAAUUAAUCCAGCAAGCUUCUUGGACAGCUGUGUCUUUGAUCUAUGUGCUCUAGAUGGCAGCAAAGAUGCUCUUUGUACUGCUUUGGAAGCUUAUGCUGAUGCAUGCCAAAGGGUGGGAGUUACUAUUUCUUGGAGAAAUUCAACUUUCUGUCCACUUAAAUGUCACAUUAACAGUCACUAUGAAGUGUGUGCAAGUGCUUGUCCAGCUACAUGCACAAACCAAAAUGCAUCAAACACCUGCAAUAGGCCAUGCAUGGAAGGAUGUGAGUGUGAUGCAGGCUUUGUUCUUAGUGGAGGAUCUUGUGUUUCUGUUAGUAACUGCGGAUGUAUUUACAAUGGCAAAUAUUAUGAGGUUGGGGAAUGUGAAAGCCAGUGUAAAUGUAUUGGAAACAACACUGUGAGUUGCAUUACUGAGCCGUGUGGACCUCAUCAAGUAUGUAAAGUUCAGAAUGGAGUUCAAGGAUGCUUCCCAGCUGGCACUACCAUCUGCCAUAUUUAUGGUGACCCACACUACAUAACAUUUGAUGGAAAAUUGUAUCAUUUCCAAGGAUCUUGCAAUUACACAGUUGUAGAAGCCUCCAGGAAUGAGCACAGAGGGAGUUUGUCUUGGACAGCUUUGAAUUCAGUUGCUGUUAACAUUGGUAACUUACGCAUUAUUUUAGGAAAGAACAAAAUUGUGCAGGUGAAUGAAGUUAUUGUUUCUUUACCUAAUCCCUGGACUGGAAUCUCUUUAACUAUUAGCGGCUCCUAUGUUGUUCUACAAACUGAUUUUGGCCUUGAAGUUAAAUUUAGCGGGGACCAUGAUCUUUUUGUUCAAGUCAAUGAAAAAUAUAAAAGGCAGCUCUGUGGUCUUUGUGGCACAUAUAAUGAAAAUAUAUUGGAUGAUUUCCUAAAGCCUGACGGUUUAAUAGCACAUACCUCAAAUGAAUUUGGAAAUAGCUGGCGUGUUCCUGAUGAUGCCUGGCAUUAUGAGGAUGAAUGUAAAAUCAUCUUCUUAAAUGAUGGACCUUUCAAAGACUGUCAUUUCUAUGUUCUUCCUCAAUUAUAUUUUGAAACAUGUGUCUAUGAUCAGUGUGCCACUGGAGGGAACCUUGGUCAGUUUUGCAAUUCUUUAGAGGCUUAUGCUGAUGCUUGUCAAAAUGCUGGUAUUCAUCUUGGAGACUGGAAAAAAGACACUAUCUGCAUUGAUACCUGUCAAAUGGCAUGUUCUUUUGAUGUGGACCUUUGUAAAUGGCAACAGUCAACAUCAGAUAAGAUUAACUGGAUACGACUGAGUGGCCCAACACCAGCUGAGUUAACUGGACCUUCUUUUGAUCACACAACUGGAACUGGUUUCUACCUGUAUAUUGAUAGCACUUCCUCAAGACAUUUCGAUGUUGCACAAUUAAUUAGUCCUGAAUGUGAAAUAAGUGGCACUCACUGCUUCCGCUUCUGGUAUCAUAUGUAUGGCACUUCUGAAGAGAUGGAGUUAAAGGUUUCUAUUCUUACGGAAAAUGGCUUAGAAGAUGUCACCUAUUUAUAUGGCAACUACGAGGAUGUGUGGCACUUAGAGGAGAUUCUUCUAUUAAAUGGAGAGAAGUUUCAGAUCAUUAUCAGCGGAACUAAAGGUGAAACUGAACGCAGUGAUAUAGCUAUAGAUGACAUUUCUCUUGUACCAGGGUACUGUGUAGGUCCUUCAACAUCAACCUCCAGCACUGUUACCACUGCACGUGCCACCGCCAGUUUACCCACUCCCAGCAGUGUCAAUCUCCCAAGUGCCUCAACAGUUUCAACCACACCCAGUCCAGUCCCACCCUCAUUAGCUGUCCCUACAUCAUCACCAAUAAUUAGCAUUAUUAGCACAACAACCAUAACAACACCAACCACAGUUUCCAGUCAUAGACCACCAUCAGUUGAUACCUGUCAAAUGGCAUGUUCUUUUGAUGUGGACCUUUGUAAAUGGCAACAGUCAACAUCAGAUACGAUUAACUGGAUACGACUGAGUGGCCCAACACCAGCUGAGUUAACUGGACCUUCUUUUGAUCACACAACUGGAAGCACAGCUGGUUUCUACCUGUAUAUUGAUAGCACUUCCUCAAGACAUUCAGAUCUUGCACAAUUAAUUAGUCCUGAAUGUGAAAUAAAUGGCACUCACUGCUUCCGCUUCUGGUAUCAUAUGUAUGGCACUUCUGAAGAGAUGGAGUUAAAAGUUUCUAUUCUUUCGGAAUAUGGCUUAGAAGAUGUCACCUAUUUAUAUGGCAACUACGAGGAUGUGUGGCACUUAGAGGAGAUUCUUCUAUUAAAUGGAGAGAAGUUUCAGGCUGCUUGCCGCUUUGUAUGGAUUCGACCUCCCGAGAAUUCUAAGUUGGGCUAUACUGCCUGCAGUAGAUCAAGAUCGGGUCGAGGGGGCAAUAAGGCUGCAGAAACAAUCACUGCUGGAUCCCCACUCUGCGCCCUCAAUACAGCACUGGCUUCCGUGCGCCUUUCUGCAAAGCGCACCAGCCCAAAUAAAAUGUGGCUUACCAGCUUCGGCUCUUCCGAUGUGGAUCCUAUCAUUAUUAGCGGAACUAGAGGUGAAACUGAACGCAGUGAUAUAGCUAUAGAUGACAUUUCUCUUGUACCAGGGUACUGUGUAGGUCCUCCAACAUCUACCUCCAGCACUGUUACCACUGCACGUGCCACCGCCAGUGUACCCACUCCCAGCAGUGUCAAUCUCCCAAGUGCCUCAACAGUUUCAACCACACCCAGUCCAGUCCCACCCUCAUUAGAUCCAGUGACUUCAGAAACUACCAUAAGAACAGUUUCAACUCAAAAACCUGCAUCUUCAGUUGCAGCACCACCACUUGAACUGUUUCUACUAGAAACACAACUGAAAUUUACCACAGCUACCCCUAUUUCUGUCUCUGCUUCCCCAGGCUCCUCUACUCAGAGUACUUCAAGGGCAACUUCUUCAGGGUCCAGUGCUUCUACAAUCUCAAGCCACACAAGUGAUAUUACUUCAGGAACUGCAAAUACCAUUAGUACUUCAAGAAGCACAGCUUCUACAGUUUCAGGCUAUUCAACUGACAGUACCUCAGGGACAGCUACUACUUCAGUGACUACAACUACCUCUUCAGGGACCACAACUUCCACUAUUUCAGGCCAUACAACCGACAUUACUUCAGGGACCACAAUAACUACUACAUCAGGGUCUACUGCUUCUACAGUAUCAGGCCACACAACUAAUAUAACUUCAGGGACCACAACUCAUACUACUUCAGGAACAACAACUGCUUUGACUUCAGGAAUCACAGAUUCUACAGUUUCUGACCUUACAGUGUCCAUACCUCAUACCUCAGGUACUGCAGGUUCUACAGUCUCAGGCCACACAACUAGCAUUAUUUCAGGGACCACUGCUACCACUAGUUCAGCAACCACAGCAACUACAAUUUCAGAUCUUACAACUGACAUUACCUCAGGGAGCACAACCUCUACACUUUCAGGUCAUACAAUUGAUAUUACCUUAGGAACCACAGCAUCAGGAAUCACAUAUUCCAUUACUUCUGACCACACAACUGACAUAACAUCAGGGACCACACCUACUACUAACUCAGGUUCCACUACUUCUAUAAUCUCAAGACACACAAGUGAAGUUAGCUCAGGAAUCCCAACUACAAUUAAAACAGAAACCACAGAUUCUACUGUUUCACACCACACAGCUGGUGUUACUUCAGGGUCCAUAACUCUUACAUCAGGUACUUCCGGUAAUACAGUUUCAGGACUCACUACUAGCAUUAUUUCAGGUACCAGCACAACUACUACUUCAGCAACCACAGAUUCUAUAAUUUCGGGCCACACAACUGGCAUUAAUUUAGGGACAACAACUACUACUACCUCAGGGUCCACUGUUUCUACAAUCUCGGGCCACACAAGUGAUGUUAGCUCAGGAAUCACAACUACAACAACACCAGGAACCACAAGUUCUACAGUUUCACACUACACAGCUGAUGUUACUUUAGUGCCCAUAACUCCUACAUCAGGUAUUACAGGCACUACAGUUUCAGGACACACUACUAGCAUUAUUUCAGGGACCAGCACAGCUACCACUUCAACAACCACAGAUUCUGCAAUUUCAGGUCAUACAAGUGACAUUACUUCAGGGAUAGCAACUACUUCACCAGGGACCACAAAUUCCAUUAGUUCAGGCUACACAACUGACAUAACUUCAGGGAGCCCAACUACUACUACCUCAGAGUCCACUGAUUUUACAGUUUCCGGUCACACAACUGACAUUACCUCAGGGAGUUCAGCUUCCACAAUUAUUAGCCAUACAGCUGUAACAGGAAGCUCUACUUCUAUACAGUCAGGUCAUACAACUGAUAUCACUUCAGGGCCCACAUCUAGUUCUUCAGGAACCACAGCUAACAUUAUUUCAGGUUAUACAACUGACAUUACUUCAGGAACUACUAUUUCAAGCUCUCUCGCUUCUACAAUCUCAAAUAAUAUUACUUCAGGGACCACAAAAACUACUAUUUCAGAAACCACAGGUUCUACAAAUUCAGACCACACAGGUAGAUUUACUUCUGAGACCACAGAUUCCCUAAUAUCAGGUCAAACAACUGACACUACUUCUGGAUCAAUUUCUUCAUUAACCACAAGUUCUUUAAUUUCAGGACAUACGACUGACAUUACUUCAGGGACCACAGCUUCUACAGUUUCAGAUCAAACGAGUAAUGCUACUCCUGAGACUGUAAUUACUACUACGUCAGGGGCCAUAGCUUCUACAAGUCCAGAAUAUAUUACUGACAUUACCUCAGGGAUGACAAUUACUAUUACUUCAGGUGCCACAGGAUCAACCAUUUCAAGUCAGACAACUGAUCUUACUUCACGGAACAUAACUACAGGCACCUCAGCCUCAACAGCUGCAAGCUACACAACUAUUACUGAUAUUACUAAAGAGACUAUAACUGCUACUACUUUAGGGAUAACGGCAUCGACCAUUUCAGGCCCUCUAACUGACAUUACUUCAGAGACGCCAACUGUUGCUACACCAGGGACCAUAGCUUCCACUAUUUCAGGUACCUCAUCUGAUAUUAGAACAUCUGGUUCUUCAGUGACAACUACAACUCCGGGCAUUUCAGCACCACAAUGUCCACCAAACAGUCAUUAUGAGCAGUGUGGCACUGCCUGUCCAGCUUCUUGUGCCAACCCAGGAGCACCAUCUAAUUGCAACCUUCCAUGUGUUGAGGGAUGUAUCUGUGACCCAGGAUAUCUUCUGAAUGGCAACAAAUGUGUUCCAAGUGACAAAUGUGGAUGUUGGGAAGGAGAUAAGCAUUAUCCAGUAGGGUCAGAGUUCUGGUCAGAUGACACGUGUUCUUCAAGAUGCACAUGUCCAUCCCCUGGCAGCAGUAUAGUCUGCUCCAAUGCAUCAUGUCCAAGUAACCAGUACUGUGGUAUAACAAAUGGAGUUCCUGGUUGUUAUUUCUAUACAUACGGCAUUUGUAGAGUCCACAAUGAUCCUCACUAUGACACAUUUGACAGACAAAAUCAUAAUUUUAUGGGACUUUGUACUUAUACGCUGGCAAAACCCUGUAAUAUUUCAACAUCUCUUCCAUAUUUUAAUGUUGAGGCAAAGAAUGAACAUCGUGGUGAUCCAUCAGUGUCGUUUGUGGAAAAGGUCUUGGUAGAAGUUUAUGAUCAAAAAGUACAAAUUCUGAGACAUGAACGAAACCGAGUAUUGGUCAAUGACAUCUGGACCACACUUCCGGUGACCUUAGUUGGAGGAUCCGUAAAGGUGAGGUGGACUGGGAAAUAUGUUACUCUAGAGACUGAUUUCAGAUUGACAGUCUCCUAUGACACUGACACUUCAGUAGAAGUAAAGGUUCCCAGUACUUAUUCCAAACAAACUUGUGGAAUGUGCGGCAACUUUAACAACCGUAAGCAAGAUGACUUCAUGAUGCCAAAUGGACAGCAAGCUAAGAACUCUGAAGAGCUAGGUCACAGCUGGAUUGUAGAUGAUGGCGAUCCCCUGUGUCAUCCUGAUGACCCUGAGCCUACACCAUUGCCUCCAUGUUCACCAGAAAAAGAAGAGCUGUAUAAGAGUGAUGGAUUCUGUGGUCUCUUAACAAGUAAAGAUGGUCCUUUCCAAAUGUGUCAUUCAGUGGUCAACCCCUCAGGAUUCUUUGAAAGCUGCAUGUUCGACCUUUGUGCUUUGGAUGGUGAUAAAAAUAUUCUGUGCAGUUUGUUAUCAGCUUAUGCCGAUGCUUGUCAGAAAGAAGGAGUUUUAAUUAACUGGAGAAACAUCACACACUGUGAACCCAAAUGCCCACUCAAUAGCCAUUACAAUGCUUGUGCAUCUGCCUGCCCGGUCACAUGUCUUGAACCAAAUGCUCCGGAUAAUUGUAGUUUGCCAUGUACCGAAGGCUGUGAAUGUGAUGAGGGAUAUGUUAUCAGUGGAGGGACUUGUGUUUCUAAGUCCAACUGUGGAUGUUGGUAUAAUGAGACAUAUUAUGAUAAAGGAGAAAGCUUCCUAAAAGAUAACUGUGAAAACAGGUGUGAAUGUCAAGGAAACAACAACAUGGUCUGUGUUCCUGUGUCUUGUGCUGAGGGUGAAAUAUGCAAAGUUGAAAAUGGCUCAUUGGGUUGUUACCGACCAAGCAUUGCAAUUUGUCACAUUUAUGGUGACCCUCAUUAUUCAACCUUUGAUGGGACACUUCAUCACUUCCAAGGAUCUUGUAAUUACACAGUGGCUGAGACAUGUGUCAAUACAACAAACAACUUUAUUGUCACUACACGUAAUGAACACAGAGGUUCCCAAAGCUGGACUGCAAUCAAUUCUGUUGCUCUCACUGUGGAUGGGGUGCACAUCUUACUUGACAAAGGCAACUCUGUAUAUGUUAACAACAUUUCAGUUACUCUUCCUGCUAAUGUGUCCGGAAUAGAUAUUGUACAAAAUGGUCAGUAUGUCAUUAUUACUACAAGCUUUGGUCUCCAACUUCAGUUUAAUGGUGAUCAUGAGCUUUUUGUCAAAGUAUUAGAAAUAUAUAAAGGGACACUGUGUGGAUUGUGUGGGACAUACAAUGAUGACAGACAUGAUGAUUUCACAAUUCCCAAUGGCACUGUAGUGACUAAUGUUAACGACUUCGGUAACAGUUGGAGAGUUCCGGAUGACGAAUGGAUAUGUGACUCUACUCCUCCAACUCCUCCUACAUGCCCACCCACUUUACAACAAGAGGCUGAAGGAAAGUGUUGGAUUCUAAAAGAUGUUAAUGGUCCAUUCAGACCAUGUCAUAAAUAUCUACGACCAAACCAAUACUUUGAGAGUUGCAUUUUUGAUUACUGUGGCACUGGAGGAAGUGAUGACCUUCUUUGUGAAGCCUUAAAGUCUUAUGCAGCAGCCUGUGAAGCUUUAGGGGUUUCUCUUGGACACUGGAAGAAUAAUACCAUAUGUGAUCCAAAUAGAACAACUAUGUCACCACCUGAAACUUUGCCAACAGAGACUGUAACAGAUGUUUCUUCAGCCACUCCUGUAGCUACAUCCAGUCACAUAACACCUGAUUCAAAACCAGUCACGUCUCCUGUUAUACCAGUUUCCAGUACCUCAAGUGAAAGCUCUGGCACAAGUGUGCACACAGCUAUAACUUCCUCAGGCCCUGCUUUCACAAUUUCAUCCAGCACAUUGGAUUCUACAACAUUUAGUGGUCCAGGUGUCUCAUUGGAUUCUACAACAUCUAGUGGCCCAAGUGUCUCAGGCCCUGCUUUCACAAUCUCAUCCAGCACUUUGGAUUCUACGACAUUUAGUGAUCCAAGUGUCUCAUUUGAUUCUACAACAUCUAGUGGCCCAAGUGUCUCAGUUUCCAGUACCUCAAGUGAAAGCUCUGGCACAAGUCUGCACACAGCUAUAACUUCCUCAGGCCCUGCUUUCACAAUUUCAUCCAGCACAUUGGAUUCUACAACAUUUAGUGGUCCAGGUGUCUCAUUGGAUUCUACAACAUCUAGUGGCCCAAGUGUCUCAGGCCCUGCUUUCACAAUCUCAUCCAGCACUUUGGAUUCUACGACAUUUAGUGAUCCAGGUGUCUCAUUUGAUUCUACAUCUAGUGUCCCAAGUGUCUCAGAUUCAUUUUAUACAACUCAAGCUACUUCACCUGGCAUCUCAGCAACAUCUUCAAAAACAAGUCCCUAUGUGUCAGAUUCAUUUUAUACAACUCCAGCUACUUCACCUGGCAUCUCAGCAACAUCUUCAAAAACAAGUCCCUAUGUGUCAGCACCACAAUGUCCACCAAACAGUCAUUAUGAGCAGUGUGGCACUGCCUGUCCAGCUACUUGUGCCAACCCAGGAGCACCAUCUGAUUGCAACCUUCCAUGUGUUGAGGGAUGUAUCUGUGACCCAGGAUAUCUUCUGAAUGGCAACAAAUGUGUUCCAAGUGACAAAUGUGGAUGUUGGGAAGGAGAUAAGCAUUAUCCAGUAGGGUCAGAGUUCUGGUCAGAUGACACGUGUUCUUCAAGAUGCACAUGUCCAUCCCCUGGCAGUGGUAUAGUCUGCACUAAUACAUCAUGUCCAAACAACCAGUAUUGUGGAAUAACAAAUGGAGUUCCUGGAUGUUAUUUCUAUACAUAUGGAAUAUGCAGAAUCCACAAUGAUCCUCACUAUGACACAUUUGACAGACAAAAUCAUAAUUUUAUGGGACUUUGCACCUAUACAUUGGCAAAACCCUGCAAUAGUUCUACAUCUCUUCCAUAUUUUAAUGUUGAGGCAAAGAAUGAACAUCGUGGUGAUCCAUCAGUGUCUUUUGUGGAAAAAGUCUUGGUAGAAGUUUAUGAUCAAAAAGUACAAAUUGUGAGACAUGAGAAAAAUCGAGUAUUGGUCAAUGGCAUCUGGACUACACUUCCGGUGACCUUAGUUGGAGGAUCCGUAAAGGUGAGAUGGACUGGGAAAUAUGUUACUCUAGAGACUGAUUUCAGAUUGACAGUCUCCUAUGACACUGACACUUCAGUAGAAGUAAAGGUUCCCAGUACUUAUUCCAAACAAACUUGUGGAAUGUGUGGCAACUUUAACAACCGUAAGCCAGAUGACUUCAUGAUGCCAAAUGGACAGCAAGCAAAGAACUCUGAAGAGCUAGGUCACAGCUGGAUUGUAGAUGAUGGCGAUCCCCUGUGUCAUCCUGAUGACCCUGAGCCUACACCAGUGCCUCCAUGUUCACCAGAAAAAGAAGAGCUGUAUAAGAGUGAUGGAUUCUGUGGUCUCUUAACAAGUAAAGAUGGUCCUUUCCAAAUGUGUCAUUCAGUGGUCAACCCCUCAGGAUUCUUUGAAAGCUGCAUGUUCGACCUUUGUGCUUUGGAUGGUGAUAAAAAUAUUCUGUGCAGUUUGUUAUCAGCUUAUGCCGAUGCUUGUCAGAAAGAAGGAGUUUUAAUUAACUGGAGGAACAUCACACACUGUGAACCCAAAUGCCAAUCCAAUAGUCAUUACAAUGCUUGUGCAUCUGCCUGCCCGAUCACAUGUUUAGAACCAAACAGGCCAGAUAAUUGUAGUUUGCCAUGUACCGAAGGCUGUGAAUGUGAUGAAGGAUAUGUUAUCAGUGGAGGAACUUGCGUUUCUCAGUCAGACUGUGGAUGUUGGUAUAAUGAGACAUAUUACGAUAAAGGAGAAAGCUUCCUGAAAGAUAACUGUGAAAACAGGUGUGAAUGUCAAGGAAACAACAACAUGGUCUGUGUUCCUGUGUCCUGUGCUGAGGGUGAAAUAUGCAAAGUUGAAAAUGGCUCAUUAGGUUGUUACCGACCAAGCACUACAAUUUGUCACAUUUAUGGUGACCCUCAUUAUUCAACCUUUGAUGGGACACUUCAUCACUUCCAAGGAUCUUGUAAUUACACAGUGGCUGAGACAUGUGUCAAUACAACAAACAACUUUAUUGUCACUACACGUAAUGAACACAGAGGUUCCCAAAGCUGGACCGCAAUCAAUUCUGUUGCUCUCACUGUGGAUGGGGUGCACAUCUUACUUGACAAAGGAAACAUUGUAUAUAUUAACAACAUUUCAGUUACUCUUCCUGCUAAUGUGUCUGGAAUAGAUAUUGUACAAAGUGGUCAGUAUGUUGUUGUUACUACAGACUUUGGCCUCCAGCUUCAGUUUAAUGGUGAUCAUGAGCUUCUCAUUAAAGUAACGGAAGCAUAUAAAGGGACAUUGUGUGGAUUAUGUGGAACAUAUAAUGAUAACCGUCAUGAUGAUUUCACAAUACCCAAUGGCACAGUAGUAACUAAUGUUAAUGACUUUGGUAACAGCUGGAGAGUUCCUGAUGAUGAAUGGAUAUGUGACUCUACGCCUCCACCUCCUCCAACAUGUCCACCAACCUUAGAACAAGAGGCUGAAGGAAAGUGCUGGAUAAUAAAAGAUACUAAUGGUCCAUUCAGACCAUGCCAUAAAUACCUACGACCUCACCAAUAUUUUGAGAGUUGUGUUUUUGAUUACUGUGGCACUGGGGGAAGUGAUGACCUUCUUUGUGAAGCCUUGAAGUCUUAUGCAACAGCCUGUGAAGCUUUAGGGGUAUCUUUGGGACAUUGGAAGAAUGAUACUAUUUGUGAUCCAAAUAGAUCAACUGUGUUACCACCUGGCACAUCACCCACAUCCACACCAACAGAUGUCACAACUCCUAAAACUACAAUAACAUCUACGACUGGACGUACCACUCCACUCAUUCCAGCUCAUGCCAUCUGCAGUGCAUCUGGAGACCCUCAUUACAAUACAUUUGAUGGCGCAGUCCAUCAUUAUAUGGGAAAUUGCAGCUAUACUCUCUCUAAACUCUGCAGUGCACCUUCAGCCAACCUUCCAUUUUUCCAUGUUUAUACCACCAAUGAGCACAGAGGAUCAAACACCAAAGUUUCCUAUGUUCAGUCAGUGCACAUAGAAGUUUACAGCAAUGCAUUUACAUUGCUAAAGAACAAACGACUCAAUGUCAAUGGAACAAGAACAAAUCCACCUAUCUCUGAAGAAAACAAGUUUAGAGCCUACAUUAGUGGAAACUAUCUAGUUUUUGAAACAGACUUUGGGCUACGGGUUAAGUUUGAUGGCAAUCAUUACGUUGAUGUUACUCUGCCAUCUAAGUACAGAAACCAUGUUUGUGGCUUGUGCGGAAACUAUAAUGGCCAAUCAGGAGAUGAUCUAUUAAAGCCAGAUGGAAAUAUUGCAGCUAAUUCUAAAGAGUUUGGAGAUAGUUGGAUAGUUGAAGAGAAUAAUUUGUGUGGCAGUGAAGAUCUGGAAACUUGUGAUCCUCAACUAAGAGAGGAAUAUUCUAAAGAUACAGUAUGUGGAAUUAUCACUGAUCCUUCAGGAAUCUUUAAGGACUGUCAUGCUGUAGUACCCCCAAGCAACUACUUCGAAAACUGUUUGCUUGAUAUGUGUUUCACUGAGGGUGCAUCUCUAUCUCUGUGUUAUGCUGUGCAGGCCUAUGCGGAGCGGUGCUCAAGUGCUGGGGUUUGUGUAGAAUGGCGAUCACAGACAUUCUGUCCAAUAUCAUGCCCCGGAGGAAGCAAAUAUGAAUUUUGUGCCACAGGAUGUCCUGCUACUUGUUAUAACUUGACUUCAUCUGCAGUGUGUAAUGUUCCCCAUCUGGAAGGCUGUGUAUGCAAUACUGGAUAUCUUCUUAGCGGAGACAGAUGUGUCCCAGAAAGCGAGUGUGGAUGCAUUGAUAAGGAGAACAACUACCAUCAGCUUGGUGAAAACUGGUUCAUUCAUGAAGACUGCAGUGAACGCUGUACAUGCAGCAAAGGCAACAAUAUUGUUUGCUCUGCAUGGGCUUGUGGUGCUCUUGAGAAAUGUGAGGUGCAAGAUGGAGUUUUAGGAUGCCAUGCGUCUGGGUAUGCAGCUUGCCAUGUGUCAGGUGAUCCACACUAUUUCACUUUUGAUCAAGUGAUGCAUAGCUACAUGGGCACCUGCUCAUACACUUUAGUCAAAGUCUGUGACAGCAGCAAUAUUAUCCCGGUCACCAUCAUUGGGAAAAAUGAAGAACGUGGUCAACGGGGUGCAACAUAUCUGAAAGAAAUUUAUAUUGAUGUGUAUAACAUACGAGUAACACUGCAGAAAAGAAGAAUAACACUGGUGGAUAAUAACCGAAUCCAUACUCCAUGGACUGCCCAUCUGAAUGGCGUAUCUGUCAGUACAGUGGGAAUCUAUACUGUUGUGGAGACAGACUUUGGAAUGCGAGUUAAGUUUGAUGGAGACCAUCAUCUGGAAAUUCUUCUCCCUGAUUCUUACUUUGCAAAGGUGUGUGGUAUGUGCGGCAAUUACAAUAGUCAACAGAACGAUGAACUUCUCAUGGCUAACGGUCUCCAGGCAACAAAUGUAACAGAAUUUGGAAAUAGCUGGAAGUCAGAAAAGGACAGUGAUACAGGUUGCUUGGAUGAUACGCGAGUAGACUUAGGUCCACCAUGCAGUCCUGCUCUGAGACCAACCAUACAAAAUCAGUGCAAUGUGCUCCUCACAGACACAUUUAAGGCCUGUCACCAACUUGUCAACCCUGAUCCAUUUAUUCAAAGCUGUGUCUAUGACAUGUGUAGAUAUGACGGCAUGUUAUCUACAUUAUGUGCUAUCGCUCAAGCUUAUGUUGAUGCCUGCAAGACCAAGGGUGUGACCAUAAAAUGGAGAAACCCUAAACUGUGUCCUUUUGCAUGCCCAACCAGUAGUCACUAUACAGACUGUGCCUCCCUCUGCCCACCCACGUGCAAUAACAUAUUUGCACCUGCUGUCUGUGAUAAGCCAUCAGUAUGCAUGGAAGGUUGCGCCUGUGAUGAUGGUUAUGUGCUUAGUGGAGAACAGUGUGUCAAACUAAGUAAAUGUGGAUGUAGGGAUUCUAUGGAUAACUACUAUAAUGUUGAUGAAACUUGGAUUAAGACAGGCUGUAGAGAGAGAUGUACAUGCAAACAGGGCAACAAUAUUGAAUGUAAAACCUUCAGCUGCAAUGGUGGAAAUUGUGAUCUAAACAAACAAGGAAAAUAUUAUUGUAAACCCACAGGUUAUUCGUUUUGUGCGGUUGCAGGGGAUCCACAUUAUCGGACUUUUGAUGGCUUGAUGCAUCAUUUCCAGGGAAAAGAAAGUUACACCUUGGCAAAGACUUCAUCUGAUAUUUCUGAUUUGAUAGAGCCAUUUAUAAUAGAAAGCAAAAAUGAAGAAAUGGAUAAAUAUAGCCCAUUUUCUAUACUAAAAGAGAUGCGCAUUAAAGUAUAUAACCAUGUUAUAAUAUUCAAAAGGAAAAGAGAAAUUGUGUUGGAUGGCAUUAAAGUACUACCACCUGUAAGACCACAUGAAGGAAUACAUAUUUAUCAGAAAUCAACCAGAAUUUAUGUGGAAACAGAUUUUGGUCUUGCUGUCAAUUUUGAUGGUUUCCAAAAUGGAGAAAUUGUUGUUCCUAACACAUAUAUGACUGAACUAGAGGGUCUUUGUGGAAAUUAUGAUGGAAGGACUACAAAUGAUUUUACUAAGCCUGAUGGGGUUCAAGUUAGAGAUGUGAGAAUCUUUGGUGAGAGCUGGAAAGUUACAUCAUGGAGAGACAGUUUUAGAUACAGACGUGAAGCGGUAGAGAGACUGGACGAAGAGGUUGACGAUGAGAACAUAUUAAACACAGGUGACAAUCUGGCCUGUUCUUCAAAAGAACUUACUUACAUGAACAGUAGUUCUUUCUGUGGUGUUUUGAGAGAUGCCACUGGACCAUUUAGAGAAUGUCACCCAUAUCUUUCACCAGAGUCGUACAUCACGAACUGUCUUUUCGAUACAUGUGCCGAAUUCCAAAGCAGAGAGCUGCUUUGUGACAAUCUCGAACAGUAUGCAAUUAACUGCCAGAAAAAUGGCAGCACAGCUGAAAACUGGAGAGCACUUACUGGAUGUGCGAUGUCCUGCCCGGCUGCCAGUCUAUAUAAAGAGUGCAUGAACUCUUGCCCUGCUACUUGCAGUGAUUUGGCAUCAGAGUCAGAAUGUGAGUCACCCUGUGCUGAGGGUUGUCAGUGUGACCCUGGAUAUGUGCUCAGUGGCUAUGAUUGUGUACCCUAUAAGCAAUGUGGAUGUACCUUUGAAAACAGUUAUUACAAGAUUGGUGAAGAAUUCAUCACUGUUGACUGUACACAGAAAUGCACGUGUACUGAAAGUUCAACUCCUGACUGCGUUGAAUAUAAAUGUAAAAAUGAUGAGAUUUGUACUAUCGCAAAUUUUACCCGUGACUGCUAUGUCCCUGGACCUUGUCUUGAUAACCCUUGUGAGAAUGGUGGAACUUGUAUUGAAGACCCUCCAGGAAUGAAUUCUACCUAUGGCAUGAGCUGCUUGUGUCCAGACACGUACACUGGUUUCUUCUGUGAGGCUGAAGAGAAUGUCUACCCUGAGACAGUUAUCUACAUUGUGAUUGGAGUUAUAAUCGGAGUGUUCGUCCUUCUCUUUAUCUUUGCAUUUGCAGCAUAUUUCUGCUUAAAAUCCAGAAAAAAGAAGAAGGGAAUAAUUGAAUCAAUUGAAUCUUCUGAAAGUGGAAGCAUACGCUUAUCAAUUAGGUCAGGUGGCUCAGCAGAAAACAACUCAUCGCCAAAUAUUGAUGAAGAACAUGGGGCUGUAGUUAAUAUUGCAUUUGAGGAAGAAGUUAAUGAGAGGAAAUCUAAUGAAGUUAAGGGUGCAAGGAAACUGGAAGGUAGUGAAAAUGUGGGCAAGGCUGAAGAUCAAAAUGUGAAUAAUUCUGAUGGUGAUGUAAAUAUGAUAUCUUUUGAAGAUGAUGAAAAGACAGUUAAGAAUGCUGAAACUAAAAAUACAAAUACAACCGUUGAAAAUAAAAAUGUGACAAAGGCGGAUGAUGAUAAAAAUGGGGAGAAGUUAAACGAAGAUGAAAAUAAACCUGACGACAAAGAAAAUUCAAAGAUUUCUAAUGAAGAGGAAAAUAUGAUGAACUCUGAGGAUAGCAGAAAUGUAAAGACUGAAGAGGAUAAGAAUGAGAGGAAAGCAGAUAAAGAUGCAAAAUUGAGAAUGUCUGAAGAAGGUAGCAAGUCAGAAGAAAAUGUUAAUGUUAAUGUUGAUAAGCCUGAAGAAGGGGCAGAAGUCAGUAAGUCAGAAGAAAAUGUUACUGUUGACAAGCCUGAUGAAGGGGCAGAAGUCAGUAAGUCAGAAGAAGGGAAAAAUGUAAGCAAGUCUAAAGAAGGGGAAGAUGUCAGCAAGUCUAAAGAAGGGGAAGAUGUCAGCAAGAAUGAAGAAGGAGCAAAAGACAGCAAGCCUAAAGAAGGCGCAAAUGGCAAUAAAUCUGAAAAAGCGGUAAAGAAGGCUAAAAGUACAGAUGGAAAGUCAGAAAAAAGUAAAGAUAUCAGCAAGUCUGAAGAUCUUAGUGUAAAGAAAGCUAACACAGAUCUACUUGAAGAAACAACUGAAUUAUAGUUACCAAAUUUAUCUUUGAUUAUUAUUAUGAUUUUUUAAUAAAAAAACAUAUGCACUUUUAUGUUCCUCUAGUCUAUAUGGACAAGUUGAUUUCUUAUAUCAUAAGUCUUUCCAUAUAGGGAUUUAGAUCGUAAACUCUUCAUAGCAAGGAAUUUUUCCUGAAUGUUACAGCAAAAUGUUGAUGCACUUAUCACAUCUGCGUUUUACCAAGUAUGCUUUUAAUUUGUAAUAUAUAAAAUGUAAAAAUUGGAAACAUUUUGGAAACCUUUUCUGAUAUCUUGAAAUAAAGAAACAUAUAUUUAAACAUUAAAA
Molecule: messenger RNA, 18300 nt
Organism: Bombina bombina (fire-bellied toad)
Lineage: Eukaryota; Metazoa; Chordata; Amphibia; Anura; Bombinatoridae
Product: IgGFc-binding protein-like
Cellular component (GO): extracellular matrix; membrane
Molecular function (GO): protein binding
Source: RefSeq, a predicted model, not a curated record